Molecule: messenger RNA, 2883 nt
Organism: Papaver somniferum (opium poppy)
Lineage: Eukaryota; Viridiplantae; Streptophyta; Magnoliopsida; Ranunculales; Papaveraceae
Product: peroxisome biogenesis protein 5-like
Exons: 15
Coding region: 247-2520 (757 amino acids)
Biological process (GO): protein import into peroxisome matrix, docking
Cellular component (GO): peroxisomal membrane; cytosol
Molecular function (GO): protein binding
Source: RefSeq, a predicted model, not a curated record
AGAAGUUAGAAGAAAGAAACGAGAUAAAAUAUUACCAUCCAGUAGACUAGACUCACCAGAGAUUGAGAUAAUAACAAACAAACAGACAGACAGCUGAGAGAUAGAGAGUUUUUCUCUUCCUCAAAAAUCAAAAUCGAGUCUUUUUUUUUUUUUUGAAAUUUAUCAAGUCGUCUUCAAUUUCAGUGGAAACGAAACUGAAAUAAAAUUGAUAAAUAAUCAGAAGAAGAAGAGAGCGAGUGAGAGAAGAUGGCGAUGAGAGAACUGGUUACAGGAGGAACAUCCUGUCCUGUACCUGGAUCGUCAUCAUCUUCAAAUCCAGUUGCUGCUCUUGCUGAAAAUCUCUUCGGUGCUGCUUCUAAAACACGUGAUAGUGUUAGGGAGCUUCCUGGAAUUACACGUACAGGUCAUCCAGAUGCCUCUUUCUACCCAGGGACUGAUGGUCAGUCGGCACUUCCAGGGUUAGAGUAUGAUCAGCAACCCGGAGCUCAGGGCUCCGAGUUCCUUCAUGCAUAUCGUGCAGAUCAGGCAGGUUUUGGAGGUGUUUGGGAUGAAAUCCAACGUCCUCAACUUCCUCCUUUUGCACAUCCAAGAGAAAUUCAAGGAGCACCUCAUCUUGCUGACUUUGAGCAGAUUUAUGACCAUGGUGCAAGUUCUCAGCUUCAGCCCACUUUGGAUGGACCUCCACAAAGAGUAUUAUCGAGUUUCCUGCACUCUUUUGUUGGAAGUAGCCGAGCUGGUAUCCCUUUUCGUCCUGUCUCGCUUCCGGUUUUAGGUCUAUCUGAAGGUGACAAACAGUGCAUACGUGAUCGUAGCAGCAUAAUGGCACGACACUUCUUUGCAGAUAAAAGUGAAGAUUUUAUUAAUUCACAGGUGAAUGCACUGUUACAUUCUCUAGAGAUUGAUAAUGAUCUUCGUGCAAAGGGACAUUUGCCAGGAAGAUUCCAAGAAUUUGAAGAGCAUUGGAAUGAGUCUCAAGGUGCUCUAAGAGCUGGGCCCUCUCAUCCUUCUGAUAGAUGGGCUGCUGAAUAUAACCAGCAGAUUGUAUCACGUGGUGAUCCUGAAUCUUGGGCUCGUUCAUUUGAGCAGCAGCAUGGCUCUAAUGGUUGGGCUUCUGAAUUUGAACAGGAACAGCCUCAGUUGAUAUCCACGGGUCAAAUGCAAGGUGCAAAUAAUUCUAAUUUAGCAGCAAUGGAGCAGACCCGUAUGCUGGCACAUACAUUAGCCCAAAAUGAUGACCCAAAAUUUCAGAACUCGAAGUUCCUCCAGUUUGUGUCAAAAAUGAGCCGUGGUGAGCUUAUUAUUGAUGAUAAUCAAGUGAAGCCAGCGGAAACUUCUGCUUCUGGUGAUUGGGCAGAUGAAUAUCAACAGAAACAUUAUGGUAUUCAUAACUCUUGGGCCGAUCAGUAUGCACGCGAUGAGCAUUCCUAUGGGGCGGAUACAUGGGCAUCUGAGUUUGCUACAGAACAGGAAAAAACUGGGUUGGUUGAUGAUCAGUGGGUCAAUGAGUUCUCCAAGUUACAUGUUCAAGACUGGGCAGAAGAAUUUGCGCAGCAGGUCGAUGAAGGAGCUGUGGGGCAGAAUUCAGCUGACAACUGGGCAACUGCGUACGAUGAAUACGUAAAUGAGCAAACAGCUGCCAAACAACGGUCAGAUGCUUCAAGGGGAGUUUACGUCUUCUCUGACAUGAACCCUUAUGUUGGUCAUCCUAACCCUUUGAAAGAAGGGCAAGAGCUGUUCCGUAAAGGUCUUUUGAGUGAAGCCGUGCUUGCAUUAGAGGCUGAAGUUCUGAAGAAUCCCGAGAACGCCGAAGGUUGGAGGUUGCUUGGUAUAACACAUGCAGAAAACGAUGAUGAUCAACAGGCUAUUGCGUCCAUGAUGCGUGCGCAGGAGGUUGAUCCGGCAAACCUAGAAGUUCUUCUUGCUCUUGGCGUGAGUCAUACCAAUGAGUUGGAGCAGGCAGCAGCAAUAAGAUAUUUAUAUAGAUGGCUUCAACAUCACCCUAAGUACGGCCAUCUUGCCUCUCCAGAGAAGUCUGAAUCUCUGUACUACGCGGAUGUUGCUAGAUUAUUCAAUGAAGCUGCUCAGGUUUCACCUGAGGAUUCUGAUGUGCACAUAGUUCUUGGUGUCCUCUACAACUUAUCUAGAGAGUAUGACAGGGCAAUAGAAUCCUUUCAGACAGCUUUGAAACUCAAACCACGUGAUUAUUCUCUCUGGAACAAACUUGGUGCAACUCAGGCUAACAGUGUUCAGAGUGCAGAUGCAAUAUUAGCUUAUCAGCAGGCCCUAGAUUUGAAACCCAACUAUGUUCGUGCAUGGGCAAAUAUGGGCAUCAGUUUUGCCAACCAGGGUCUGUAUGAGGAAUCAAUCCGCUACUAUGUGAGAGCACUUGCUAUGAAUCCUAAAGCAGAUAAUGCCUGGCAGUAUUUGAGAAUUUCCCUCAGCUGUGCAUCCCGAAACGACAUGCUUGAUGCUUGUGACUCGCGGAACAUAGAUUUUCUCCAGAAGGAAUUUCCUCUGUGAGACCCUAGUGCAUUGGAAGAAGUCGCGGAGGAUGUCCGAUUAGCUAAUAAGCCCAUAUUAACUAGGUUAAUACGGGUACACAAAAUUAAUGUUGUAUUAUGGGUUCGAAGAAACAAAUAGUAUGAUUCGACUGCUGUCUCUUCAACCCUUCAAUAAUCAAUAAUGCAUCAUGUCCUUGUGCUGAUUUUUAGAAGCCUCUUUUGCACUUUCAACGGAACAAUCGCAUGAGGAUGUAGAAGUAGUCAAUCUUUUUUUCUUUUCGAUAUACAAAGGGAUAGUAUAAAAUUGAAGAUAUAGAAAGUAACAAGGCUUGAACGUUGUCACCUGUUAACAAAAAUGAAAAUUAUCAGUGCUAUUAAUCAA